Penicillium riverlandense is the source of this 1578-nucleotide messenger RNA. RefSeq lists its product as uncharacterized. Gene Ontology annotation, molecular function: oxidoreductase activity, acting on paired donors, with incorporation or reduction of molecular oxygen; monooxygenase activity; iron ion binding. NCBI's taxonomy places the organism in Eukaryota, Fungi, Ascomycota, Eurotiomycetes, Eurotiales, Aspergillaceae. Bases 1 to 1578 code for a protein of 525 amino acids. The transcript is spliced from 4 exons. The record is from RefSeq and is a predicted model, not a curated record.
AUGACUAUCCUUUGCCAAGUUUUGAAACACCCCUACCAGACUGCUCUAGUCACCAUUAUCUUCUUCAUCCUCGGCUAUGUCAUAUAUCAACGAUUCCUACAUCCACUGGCCAGAUAUCCAGGGCCAUUUCUAGCCUCGCUCACCGAUCUCUGGCAGGUGCAUCAAUUCAUGACGUUGCAACAGCCCUAUAAUCUCACAAGGCUCCAUGAGGAAUACGGCUCCAUUGUUAGAUAUGGUCCGGACAAGCUCAGCAUUACCAACGAAGAAGCGAUCAGGGCUGUCUAUCAGAGAGGGGCUCACUUGAUGCCCAAGACUGAAUUCUACGAUGCGUAUGGGGCAGCUCAUCCAAAUCUUUUCGGGGUGCGCGAUGAAAGUGAGCAUUCCAUCAGACGGCGACAUAUGUCUCAUAGCUUCUCAAUAAGCUAUGUCAAAGAGAUGGAAGUGCAUUUCGACGCAAAUGUCAAGAUUCUCAGAGAUAAGAUAUCAUCAUAUGCCGAAAAGCAGGAGGUGUUUGAUCUCAAAAAGGCUCUUCAAUACUAUGUUAUUGAUACAUUGGGCGAGCUAGCCUUUAGUCAAACAUUUGGCAUCCAAGCCACUGAUGACGAAACUCGAGUUCCUCCUGUUAUUGAACAUAGCUUGCUCGCAGCAAUUACAGGGGCCUGGCCGUUGAUGACUGCAAAGCUCAAGAAGUGGCUCCCACUGGUUCCUAACGAAGGCCUGCAAGCGUUGUUCAAGGGCCGCAAGGCCUGCGCAGAUCUCGCAUCUCGAUGUGUACAAAACAGGCUGGAUGCUCUAAACACCAAGGGUGAUGGAAAUAAGGACGGUUCAGAAAGAAAGGAUAUCCUUACCAAUUUGAUUCUGGCAAAGCAUCCAGACACGGGCAAGAAUCUAACUCGAGUUGAUCUAGAGACAGAAGCCUUUGGAUUCAUAAUCGCAGGAACACACACAACCAGCGCUACUACAGCCUUGCUUUUCUACCAUCUACUUCACUGCCCUGAAAUUAUGGCUAAGUGUGUUGCCGAAACCGAUGAAAACCUGCCUGCUCUUCAGCCAGAGGAAAAUGCCUAUCCUGUCACAGUGGUCGAAGCAUCUUUACCAUAUCUACGAAACUGCGUGAAGGAAAAUUUCCGAAUCACCCCUGUGUUUACUAUGCCGCUGGCAAGACGUGUACUCGUUCCUGGCGGGUUGACUAUUGCCGGACAUCAUAUCCCGCAAUAUACCUCUAUCGCUGUUUGCAAUCAUGCAUUCCACCACAAUGCUUCUGUCUGGGGACUUGAUCAUAACAUUUUUGAUCCUUCUAGAUGGGACGAUGCUGAAUUUUCAACCAAAUCUCGGCUACUGAUGCAUUUUGGUCUUGGGGGUCGACAAUGCAUAGGAAAAACUGUGGCCAUGACGAAUAUAUACAAGUUGAUGAGCACUCUGCUUCGUGAGUUUGAGUUUGAGCUAGCAGAUGAGCAAGAGCGUACUCGCGCCCAGGAAGGUUACUUUCAUGGGAAGAUUCCGGCUAUGAUGAGUGUGGGGAUUAGUGACUUGGCAGAUUCUUUGAUGGUGAAAGCGAAACGCAGGACGAGCUCGUAA